Cuscuta campestris is the source of this 1134-nucleotide messenger RNA. The record is from the annotation of a GenBank genome assembly. Lineage: Eukaryota; Viridiplantae; Streptophyta; Magnoliopsida; Solanales; Convolvulaceae.
GACUUCCUUCUCUUCGUCUUCGUCACUUGAUCACCAUUAUCAAAUCCACAGAGAACCAGUGUGCCUUCGAUAACCAAGAAACGCAUACAGUAUAGAAAAGCCGAAGCUUUUGAAUUCGAUUUCCGUGAAGGGUAUCUUCGUUUUCCGCAUCGAGUAUGAAUUUGUUCUCCAAGAAACCCACGGCCAAAGAGGUGCUUCGAGACAGUAGAAGAGAAAUGACCAAUGCCACUAGAGGACUAGAGAAGGAAAUUUCUGCUUUGCAGUUGGAGGAGAAGAAGCUUGUUGCUGAGAUCAAGAGAACAGCUAAAACUGGAAAUGAGGCAGCGACUAAGAUCCUAGCACACCAGCUAAUCAGGCUAAGACAACAAAUUGCUAGCCUGCAAGGUAGUCGAGCUCAGGUGAGAGGCAUAUCGAUUCACACACAGGCAAUGCAUGCCCAAACUUCAGUUGCUGCAGGCAUGAAAGGUGCCGCUAAAGCCAUGACAGCCAUGAAUAAGCAAAUGGCUCCAGCAAAACAGGCAAAAGUGAUUCAAGAUUUCCAGAAACAAUCAGCUCACAUGGACAUGAUUACUGAAAUGAUGUCAGAUGCCAUAGAUGAUGCUUUGGACAAUGAUGAAGCUGAAGACGAGACAGAGGAGUUGACAAAUCAGGUUCUUGAUGAAAUUGGUGUUGAUAUUGCUUCACAGUUAUCAACAGCUCCUAAAGGGAAAAUUGCCGGGAAGAAGACCGAGGAGAGCAGUGGCUCGUCGGGAAUAGAUGAACUGGAGAAGAGAUUGGCUGCCCUUAAAAAUCCGUAGGUCAUCCAAUGCGUUCUGUUUUUAGCAUCAUUUUGCUACAAGUCUAUGUACAUUCCCCUCCUGCCGCCCCAAAACUUUCACUGUGUGUGAUACAUGCGUCAUACAACGGAUGACAUCAAGAUUGACACCGCUACUCUUUCGCAGACAAUGAUUUCUCAUCGUCAUUAUCUUGUCUCUGGUGGUGUUAACCUCAGUGUCAUUCCUAGUGUUAAAGUAGCAUUUUCCUUAAUAUACGGAGUAUAGGAAUAAGACUUGUCAUUUGGGUCUUUGAAAUUAGGAUUCUUGAUUUUUUUUUAAAGAUUUUAUGCUGCAAUAAGAAUAAUAUGGUUCUAUGGAG